AUGAAGAAGAGAACAGUCUUUCUAUGCAAUAAUAAAGUAAAAGAAGAGUAUCCUUAUAUAGAAUUAUUUGAUUUAUUAGCAAAUGACCCACGAGCAAUUGAAAGCAAUAAUAGCACACAGCUUGAGGAUGAAAGAGUAAUACGACAGGCAUAG
Molecule: messenger RNA, 153 nt
Organism: Nematocida parisii ERTm1
Lineage: Eukaryota; Fungi; Microsporidia
Exons: 1
Coding region: 1-153 (50 amino acids)
Source: RefSeq, a predicted model, not a curated record